AUGAUCCCCGGGGCUCCUGGCCCAGCCCCACCCCGGAUAGGCACAGCAGACCCCCGACGGAGCACAAAGCGGGCCGGACCGGCAGCUCCGCAGGAGAACUGGGCUGGUCCCGGUCCCGUUGUGACGCGCCCGGGGUCUCCGAGCAUCGUGAGGGGCCGGGAGGGCGGCAACAUGGCGCUGAGGGCGGAUGGCGGGGCGGGGAGCCCGGCCCUGCGCCUGCCUCUGCUGCUGGCCUGGCUGACGGCGGCCUUGAUGAACGGCAGAAGCGCGAAGGCGGCGGAGGUCACGGCCGGGAGUGCCGAACAGGGUCUGAAUGCCAGUGUGUCCACGGAGCUACAAUUUGGAGCAUGCACAGUUACAUGUGGGAUUGGCUUUCGAGAAGUCCUGUUAACCAGUGGAUGCCCUGGGUCUGAAGCAAAAUGUAUUUUUCGUGUGGAGGAAUGCCGAGGGCAAGUAGACUGUGGAUGGGGAAUACCAAUUCCUGAGGGCCAUGACUGCAUGAAGAUGCUUUGUAUUUCUAUACCUUCUGAAAAUCGAUUUAAAUAUGUUUGGAAGAUGUUCACUUCAAGGAAGACAUCACACAUCCUUCCCCAUGAUUCAGCUGUUAUGGAAGUUUGCAGAGAUACCCAUUCAGUUGCUUUCCAGUGUGAAACUCAGGAAAAUGGAACUAUCAUUGCCUCUGUAAAAUACAAAAUCUGCGCGAGAACUGAAACACAAAGAGGAAAAUCAAGGAGAACAGAAGAAGAACAAUCAAAUAAAACAAAGAUAGAUGCCACUCUGGUCGUACUGUUCAUAACUGGAGUCAUUGUGAUUGUUGGUUUGAUCUUUGCCAUGAUCUUUCUGAUUGUUCGCUUCUGGGCUUUUGGGAAAUCCGUUUGGCAAUCAAAAUUCGGGCGGGACAGCCAAUACAGGAAGCUGUCCAAUGAAGGUUCACUGCCCAACGUGGAAUAA
Messenger RNA from Calypte anna (Anna's hummingbird), 951 nucleotides. It is a transcript of the gene SPACA1, whose product is annotated as sperm acrosome associated 1. Gene Ontology annotation, cellular component: acrosomal membrane. The transcript has 7 exons. The record is from RefSeq and is a predicted model, not a curated record. Gene Ontology annotation, biological process: acrosome assembly. The coding region runs from base 1 to 951 and encodes 316 amino acids. Lineage: Eukaryota; Metazoa; Chordata; Aves; Apodiformes; Trochilidae.